Molecule: messenger RNA, 1521 nt
Organism: Homarus americanus (American lobster)
Lineage: Eukaryota; Metazoa; Arthropoda; Malacostraca; Decapoda; Nephropidae
Product: early nodulin-75-like
Exons: 6
Coding region: 1-1521 (506 amino acids)
Source: RefSeq, a predicted model, not a curated record
AUGCUCGCCCAUAGUGAAACCCGCUCCAUAGCAGGCCUCGCCCCUCCACAUGCAGGCUCGCCCCAUUGCAAGUUCGCCCCUUUUAGCAAGUUCGCCCCUUGCAAGUUCGCCCAUUGCAAGUUCGCCCGCAUUGCAAGUUUGCCCCAUUACAAGAUUCGCCCCAUUGCAAGUUUUCGCCCCGCCAGCAAGUUCGUCGCAGCAGAGUUCGUCCCAUGUCCGAUUCGCCCCAUGCAAGUUCGCCCAUUGCAGGUUCGCCCCAUUGCAGGUUCGCCCAUUGCCGAGUUCGCCCUUGCAGGAUUCGCCCAUUGCGGGAUUCGCCCCAUUGCGAAUUCGCCCCAUUGCAAGUUCGCCCCAUUGCAAGUUCGCCCCCUUAAGUUCGCCCCAUUACAAGUUCGCCCCAUUGCCAAGUUCGCCCCAUUAAGUUCGCCCCCAUUGCAAUUCGCCCCCAUUGCAAGUUCGCCCCAUUGCAAGUUCGCCCCAUUGCAAGUUCGCCCCAUUGCAGGUUCCCAUUGCAAGUUCCCCCAUCAGCAGUUCGUCCCCAUAGCAGGCUCGCCCCAUCGCGAGCUAGUCCCACACGAGCUCCCCAUCGCAGGCUCCCCAUCGCAGGCCCAUCUGAGCUCCCCAUCGCAGGCUCCCCAUGGGCUCCCCAUCGCAAGUUCGCCCCAUUGCAAGUUCGCCCCAUUGCAAGUUCGCCCCAUUGCAAGUUCGCCCCAAUGCCAGAUUCGCCCCAUUCAAAUUCGCCCCUUUGCAAGUUCGCCCCUUUGCAAGUUCGCCCCUUGCAAAAUUCGCCCCAUUACCAAGUUCGCCCCAUUGCAAGUUCGCCCCAUUACCAAGUUCGCCCCCAUUACCAAGAUUCCCCCCAUUGAGUUCGCCCCCAUUACCAAGUUCGCCCCCAUUUACCAAGUUCGCCCCAUUACCCAAGUUCGCCCCCAUUGCAAGUUCGCCCCAUUGAGAUUCGCCCCCAUUGCAAGUUCGCCCCAUUGCAAGAUUCGCCCCAUUACCAAGUUCGCCCCCAUUGCAAAUUCGCCCCAUUGCAAAGUUCGCCCCCAUUGCAAGUUCGCCCCAUUGCAAGUUCGCCCCAUUGCAAGUUCGCCCCCAUUACAAAUUCGCCCCAUUGCAAGUUCGCCCCAUUGCAAGUUCGCCCCCAUUGCAAAUUCGCCCCAUUACCAAGUUCGCCCCCAUUGCAAAUUCGCCCCAUUACCAAGUUCGCCCCAUUGCAAGUUCGCCCCCAUUGCAAGUUCGCCCCCCAUUAAGUUGCCCCCCAUUACCAAGUUCGCCCCCAUUACCAAGUUCGCCCCAUUGCAAUUCCUUACAUUGCAAUUCGCCCCCAUUGCAAAUUCGCCCCCAUAUUCCCCGUUACCAAAAUUCCCCGUUGCAAGAUUCGCCCCCAUUGCAAAUUCGCCCAUUAAGUUCGCCCCUUUGCAAGUUCGCCCCCAUUGCAAGUUCGCCCCGUUGCAAGUUCCCCGAUUGCAAGAUUCGCCCCGUUGCAAGUUCCCCCCAUUGCAAGAUUCGCCCCAUUGA